AGGAAGGGGACGAGGACAACGAGCGACGGGGCGGCGGAGGACGAGGAGGAGGAAGAGGAGGCAGACCAACAAGAUGGCCCCUGCUGCAGGAGCAGCCUCAGCAGCAGCAGGUGGGAGGCCGGAGGCGGCGCUGGCGGUGGCGGCGGUGGCCGUGGCCCGGCGGCCUGGGACAGAGUCAGAGUCGACGGUGGCAGCAGCGGCGGCGGCGGCUGCUGUGGCGGUGGCGGCGGCUGCUGGGACUCGGAGCUGAGAGGAGCUGCUGCUCGGACCAGCGCGGUUAUAUUUCACACUAUGUGCUGACUGUAUCUACAGAAGAUAUUUAAAAAAAAAAAAGAUAAACUUUUUUCAAAGAUUUUGAUUCCAGUGGAAUCUUUGCUUUAGAUUUUUGCGUGUGUGUGUUAGUGAAUUGUAACUCCAGAAGCGAUGCCUGUACAAGCUCCACAAUGGACGGAUUUCCUCUCCUGCCCAAUUUGCACUCAGACUUUUGACGAAACGAUUCGAAAGCCCAUCAGUUUGGGCUGUGGCCAUACUGUCUGCAAGAUGUGCCUGAAUAAACUCCACCGCAAGGCUUGCCCAUUUGACCAGACCACUAUCAAUACAGACAUUGAGCUUCUCCCUGUGAACUCAGCAUUGCUGCAGCUAGUGGGUGCUCAGGUCCCUGAACAGCAGCCCAUUACUUUGUGUAGUGGGGUGGAAGAUACAAAGCAUUAUGAGGAAGCCAAGAAAUGUGUAGAAGAAUUAGCAUUGUACCUGAAGCCACUCAGCAGUGCUAGAGGAGUGGGUCUGAAUAGCACUACUCAGAGUGUUCUGAGUCGCCCAAUGCAGAGAAAGCUUGUGACUCUGGUUCACUGCCAACUAGUAGAAGAAGAAGGCAGGAUUCGUGCCAUGAGGGCAGCUCGAUCCUUGGGUGAACGAACAGUUACAGAGCUCAUUCUCCAGCAUCAGAAUCCUCAGCAACUCUCUUCCAAUCUUUGGGCAGCAGUCAGGGCUAGGGGCUGCCAGUUCCUUGGACCAGCAAUGCAGGAGGAAGCUCUAAAGCUGGUUCUGCUGGCCUUAGAAGAUGGUUCUGCUUUGUCAAGAAAAGUACUGGUUCUCUUUGUGGUGCAAAGGUUGGAGCCACGGUUUCCUCAAGCCUCUAAAACUAGCAUUGGGCAUGUUGUUCAGCUCCUUUAUAGAGCCUCCUGCUUCAAGGUCACCAAACGUGAUGAAGACUCUUCUUUGAUGCAACUGAAAGAAGAAUUUAGAACCUAUGAAGCUCUGAGACGAGAACAUGACUCCCAGAUAGUGCAGAUUGCAAUGGAAGCAGGCUUACGAAUUGCACCAGACCAAUGGUCUUCUUUGCUUUAUGGAGAUCAGUCUCACAAAUCUCAUAUGCAGUCCAUUAUUGAUAAGUUGCAGACUCCGGCCUCUUUUGCACAGAGUGUUCAGGAACUAACAAUUGCUCUCCAGCGGACUGGAGACCCAGCAAACUUGAACCGAUUAAGACCCCAUUUGGAGCUAUUAGCAAACAUUGACCCUAGCCCAGAUGCUCCUCCUCCUACUUGGGAACAGCUAGAAAAUGGACUGGUUGCUGUGCGUACAGUGGUACAUGGGCUGGUUGAUUAUAUCCAGAACCAUAGCAAAAAAGGAGCAGAUCAGCAGCAGCCUCCACAGCAUAGCAAAUAUAAAACAUACAUGUGUCGAGAUAUGAAGCAGAGAGGAGGAUGCCCUCGUGGGGCCAGCUGUACAUUUGCACACUCACAGGAGGAACUGGAAAAAUUUCGUAAAAUGAACAAACGCUUGCUUCCCAGAAGACCCCUGAGUGCCUCUUUGGGUCAGCUUAAUGAGGUGGGCCUGCCUUCAGCAUCUAUCCUUCCAGAUGAAGGGGCAGUGGAUCUGCCUAGCAGAAAACCCCCUGCUCUGCCAAAUGGAAUUGUAUCAGCAGGGAAUACAGUAACACAGCUGAUUCCACGAGGGACGGACCCCACCUAUGAUUCUAGUCUGAAACCAGGAAAGAUAGAUCAUCUGAGCAGUAGUGCUCCUGGAUCGCCUCCUGACCUGCUAGAAUCUGUCCCUAAGAGUAUUUCUGCCUUACCUGUGAAUCCACAUCCUGUACCUCCAAGGGGGCCAACGGAUCUGCCUCCCAUGCCUGUCACCAAACCACUUCAGAUGGUACCACGAAGUUCUCAGUUAUAUCCAGCACAACAGGCAGAUGUUUAUUAUCAGGAUCCUCGAGGAGCUGCCCCACCAUUUGAACCAGCACCAUAUCAGCAGGGUAUCUAUUAUACUCCACCACCGCAGUGUGUGUCCCGCUUUGUCCGACCUCCACCAUCUGCUCCUGAACCUGGUCCUCCCUACUUGGAUCAUUAUCCACCCUACCUCCAGGAUCGUGUAGUAAACUCUCAGUAUGGUACACAGCCACAACAGUACCCACCUAUGUACCCACCUCACUAUGAUGGCCGUCGAGUGUACCCUACUCAGUCUUAUACGAGAGAGGAGAUCUUCCGAGAAAGCCCUAUACCCAUUGAGAUUCCACCUGCAGCAGUACCAUCUUAUGUACCAGAAUCCAGAGAAAGAUACCAACAGAUGGAGGGUUACUAUCCAGUGGCUCCUCAUCCAACUCAGAUCAGACCUUCAUAUCUCAGAGAGCCUCCUUAUAGCAGGCUUCCUCCUCCUCCGCAGCCCCAUCCUAGUCUAGAUGAGCUACAUCGCCGACGAAAGGAAAUAAUGGCCCAACUAGAGGAAAGAAAGGUUAUCUCCCCGCCUCCUUUUGCACCUUCACCAACAUUGCCUCCUUCCUUCCAUCAAGAGGAAUUUUUGGAUGAAGACUUGAAGGUAGCUGGGAAAUACAAAGGAAACGAUUAUAGCCAAUACUCUCCCUGGUCAUGUGACACCAUUGGCUCCUACAUUGGAACCAAAGAUGCAAAACCCAAAGAUGUUGUGGCAGCGGGGAGUGUGGAAAUGAUGAGUGUAGAGAGUAAAGGAAUGAGAGAGCAGCGAUUGGAUCUUCAGAGAAGAACAGCUGAAACCAGUGAUGACGACCUCAUCCCAUUUGGAGACCGACCAACAGUAUCUCGGUUUGGUGCCAUCUCUCGAACUUCCAAAACAAUAUAUCAGGGUGCUGGCCCAGUGCAGGCUAUGGCACCUCAGGGAGCUCCCACAAAAUCUAUUAACAUUUCAGAUUAUAGUCCAUAUGGAACCCAAGGUGGCUGGGGAGGUUCUCCAUAUUCACCUCAUCAAAAUAUACCUUCUCAGGGACAUUUCAGUGAGAGAGAGAGAAUAUCCAUGUCAGAAGUGGCCAGUCAUGGAAAACCCCUUCCAUCUGCUCAGAGAGAACAGUUACGACUAGAAUUGCAGCAGCUGAACCAUCAGAUUAGCCAGCAGACCCAGCUACGUGGACUAGAGGCCGUUAGUAACAGGCUGGUGUUGCAGAGGGAGGCGAACACCCUGGCAGGCCAGCCACAGCCCCCACCACCACCACCUCCAAAGUGGCCUGGAAUGAUCUCAAGUGAGCAGUUGAGCUUGGAACUGCAUCAGGUGGAAAGGGAAAUUGGGAAGAGAACCCGGGAACUAAGUAUGGAAAGCCAGUGUUCUAUGGACAUGAAAAGUAAAUUGAACGCAAGUAAGCAAGCAGAAAAUGGACAACCAGAACCACAAAACAAGGUUCCAGCUGAGGACCUUACAUUAACAUUCAGUGAUGUACCGAAUGGAUCAGCCUUGACACAAGAGAAUAUCAGCCUCCUAUCAAACAAGACCAGCUCUCUGAACCUAUCAGAGGACCCCGAGGGAGGAGGGGAUAACACUGACUCCCAGAGAUCAGGAGUUACUUCCAGUUCUGCUCCCUAAAAUAUGAGGAGACCUACUUUUAUCUUCUGCUCCUAAUCAGUUUGUGGGGCGUAGGGUAGGAGAACGGAUAACUUCUAAACUUUUUCUCUAAGAGUGGUCAGAGAAAUCCAGGAAAUGCACCGGAGGCAAUGUGCACAAACACCACUACUAAAAACAAACCCUGCACAUAGUUCCCAUUAAUGCAUUUUUUAAUUUAAAGAAAAAGAAAAUUAGCAGUAUCUGCAAGCAAUUCAGAUUAAAUUUGUUUUUGUUCUGUGAAUGAACUUUAUUUUAAUAACUUUGGACGCCUUGGAUCCAGGGCUUUAAAAAAAAAAGAAGAUAUUAUAUAUACACUCUGUUUGAUUAAUUGUAUGAUCUCAAUGAAGUAGGUUUUUCUUGUAUUUUGGUAUUAUUACAUACCCAGUGUAUAAUUCCUUACCCCUAAUCCUUGCCAACCCUCAUUACCUAAUAAACUAAAACAGACAAAAAGCACCAGCCUUUUUGAGAAUUAUGUGGUGCUUAAGAAACAAAGAGAUAGUAAUAGACUGAGUUAUUAGAAAAUGUGCAGCAAACCAACUUUUCCGAGAGCUGUUAUUUGUAAUUUUUUUUUUCCUUUCUGAAUCACUAGCUUCAUGGAUAAGGAUGUUUUUUAAAUGACAUCGAAACUUUUGUUUCUUGUUUUUAUUUUCAACUGAAAAGAGAGAUUAUUAUCAGACAGUUAAUUUUUGAGGUCCCCAUUUCCAUUAAAGAUCCUUUGUAUCACCUUAAUGUAAUCAAAAAGCUGGUUCAGCAUUCGGAUUAUUUGAUUCAAUUUAAAUAGAGAUUAAGAAUGAACUGUAGCUUACUAACACUGAAAAUACACAGUUAGUGUAUUGCCUGUGUUUAGCUCAUGGUUGGAAAUUUGGAGCUGUGCUUUCCACAUUAAACUUUUGCUGAAAUCAUAGAAUGCUCAAAAGCCAGGACAAUCAACCAUGUUUUAAAACUGCAACACUUGAUUUGAACUUAAAAUGAACAGAGCCACAUUAUUUCAAUGGAUGUUUUUGUUUAAUUCUCAAAAUCUAAAAGUAUAAAAUAAAAUCCCUAUAUACUGGAGCCCCUGGCUUUCAGAGAGAUUUGGCAAAUACAAACUACCUGAGUCUUAAGGAUAAUUUAUGAAUUGAUCCCUUGUUGCUGCUCAGAAUCAUUCGCAUAAGUAGAUAGUAAAUACCUCAAAGUCAGUUUUCAUAGACUUGGCUUUCCAAUAUUUAAAAAGUGUCUUCAUGAAAAUGUUGAAAAGAAUAAGGAAGAUUUUUUUUAUUACUUAGUUUUGCUGCACAUAUUCUGAUGCCAUGUGUCUGUGCUUAACUAUGACUGUAAAACAUGUAUAGUGGGGAUUGUUUCCUAGAGUCACCCUUUCCAUCCCUCUGCCUGAUUUUUUCAAUUUCCUUUUCUGGAUUAUACUACUAAAUCAGAAAGCACUGGUUAUGUAAUAAGUUACUGCAUUGCUUUGGUUGGGUAAAAGCAAGAGUUUAUAUUUUUCUUGUUUCUUAUUUUCUUAACCCUUAAGUCCUCUGAGGUCAUAAAAACCUCAGUCUAAGCUUUGUGUCCAUCAUACUGUUAAUUGAAACAAAUGGGGGGGGUGGGAAGUGUAAUACAGUCCUGCCAUUGCCUACCAGUAGGAGAGUCCAAACAGAACACUCUUUUGAGUAGCAAUUAUUUAAUUUGCCCAGUCAAGGCACCGUGUUUAUAUACUAUUUCACAUUGAAUUUGAUUAUGCCCUACAGACCUGGCUGGUCAAGGAUUUGAUAUACACAUAUUGGCUUGGGAUUCGAGCUUUCUUUUUUAUUUAAAUAAAAAUUUAUAUAUAUUAUAUAUAUACAUAUAUACAUAGCUAUAUUUGUAUAUAUAUUGGGUAUGUUUUAAGGAUUUUUUCGCAUGAGCGCAGCUGUUGCGAUAAAAUGACUGAUUGGGAGCUAGAAGCACUGAAGGAAGGUGAGGCAUUUUUUCAGUUGAUAAAUACAUCCCCCGCCCCCCUGUUUUAAAAAUACAUUUGCUUUUUUGCCCCCUUUCUUUCUUUCUUUUUUUUUUUUUUUUUUAACUUUAAACUCUCUUGCAUUUAUGCUUUAAAUGCUUAUUAUUUAUUGGGAGAAGGAAAGAAACUUUUGUAUGUCUGACAAAGUCCCAAGAUGUUUCACUUCUCUGUAGAAGGCAACGUUCUUGGCCUCCAACCUUCUCUAGGCAGAUUUGGGCAGAUCUUAUUUCUCUUUUGGAUAUAUCAGAUAAUUCGUAAAUUUUAGAAACCUUUGGUACACUUUGGAACUCAGAAUGAUUCUGGUAUUUGAAGAGAAUUUGUGGGUAUUGAUUGUGUUGAAGUUCAUAAUAAAAGUAAAGUUCCAUUUUGGGUAUCUGUUGAAACCCCUAAUAACUCAAUUUCUGUUAUUCUUGUGGUUAUUUCUUUCAAAUACAUUCAUUCUUGCUUUCACCAUUUUGAUUUUGUGAUCUAGGCAGGAGCAGGGUAUGAAUUUAUACAGUAUUCCUGUUCUAAACAAAACCGGAAAAGCCACAGUUUAGAGUUGACUUAAAAUAGUAUCUUACUCUUUUUAAAUGUAUUUUCAUUUGCCGGUGGGGGAAUCUCUUAAACUAUAGCCUAAUUCUAGCUGUAUCCCUCCAAGGCCCCCUACUCCAGAGGAAAUCUUGUUGGGUAGAAAGGCAGAAGAACGCUAUAGUGUCCCAUUGUGCCUAUAAUUUAUCUGUUUUGAACUGGUUAUUCUGCCUUACCUGAUAGAAAUUCUACAACUUUCCUAGUGCUCACCAGUCGGUUUAGGAAUUCAAUAAAACCUCCAAACUUUGGGAGUUUUCUUCCUUUUCCUUUUCUCUGUGAUGUACUUUGUGAUAUGAUGAGCUUGUAAAGGUAAAUGGCCUCUUUGGGCAUAAUUGCUUGACUAUGACUGCUUUUUUAUCAAAAUCUGCAACUCAUUGUUUUUUUUCUGGCUUUUAAAUUUUAUUUUUUAUUUAGAGACAGGUAAGAGGUGAAACAAUCAGGAAAUACAGUUUUUAUGCUUUCUACUUAAAAUAUCAUCUGAAGAUGACUUUACUUGCUUUUCACUGAAUUUAAAAGACUUGGGCAUUUCAAAUGAACAUGAACAAUUCUGAAAGGGUUAAUGUAGGAGUAAUAAGCAUUGUGUUUACUCUUGUUUACAUAACAAAACCAGAAUUUUAUUAUAGUGAGGAAUAAAAAAAUACUUUGACUUACUCUUUUUUCAGGGGGUCUCUGGAAAAGAGUAGAAGAAUUGAGAAGACACCUAGAUUCAGUUUCCUGUAUUAUAUGUAGUUCUUUUACCUAAUUUAUAGAUAAUAUCGCAAGAUAAGUCCAACAGCUGCCCUGUUGUGGAUAAUUUGCAGAGGCUUAAGUGGCCAAAGAUCCAUUCCUUGUUACUUUUCUAAUUAAAAGAAAAGUUAUAGUUUAGGUUUCUAGUAAUAUUAUUCAAGUGAUAAGACACUAUGCCUAAUGCCAGCUACAAAUAGUCAACUACUCAGAAUGUAUAAAAAUUUGGUACAGCGUUAAUGUGUGUGGUUCUCUUCUCCUAUUCUUUCCCAUAUGUUUCUUCUUUUGCCUAAAAGACAGAAAAUUGGUAUUAUUCUUAUUUGCUACUUUGAGUAUAACUCCAUCACACUUUGCAUAGGUCUUCAGGGUUGGAGCUCAAACUUUAACUCCUGACUUUUUCCAUGAAUGUCUCUUUUUUUUUUAAUGCCCCUUUUCCAUUCUGCAAUUUCCCCUUGACUUACCCGCUGCUCUCCCCAAUCUGCAACAGUGACAGUUUGCUGCCUCAAAACAGAGCAUUCAAAUGAAUUCGCUUAGCCAAUAACUUCUGUGAAGUUGCCUUUUCUAAUGGUGUUAUUACUCAGUGAUGCACAAAUGUGGUAUUUGCCCUACUGGUAGGCAAACAAAGGUCUGGUUAAGAAUGGUAACCUGCUGUUUUCUUUAAAGGAGAGCCAAAGACUUGUGCUUUUCUCUGUUUUGGUUUGGGAGGAUGUAGUAGCCAUUUUGAUUGUGAAACCUUUUGGUAUUUGUGAGUUGAUUAUACUGUGUAAGUAGAUUUAUCCAAAGUGGGCUAUUAAAGUUAGCUGGCCUUAUAAAAUGUAAAAGUAAUGAAAACUCAUCAGUUUCUCUAAACCAGUGAAUAUCGUCUUUUACAAUAUUAUGCAUCAGCAUUCACCCCACACAUCCACUGGGUUUUUUUGUUGUGAUAGCAUUUUCUGUGUUUUUAUGUUUUUUCACUUGUGCCUAAAGGACAAUCUGCUAUCACUAUGGUCUAAUUCCUGGGACUGGGUAAAAGGGCAUGUGUCUGGUGAGAAAUAAUUAACUAUAGUAGGUAAAUGUUCAGAUUAUGUUUAGAUUCAGAGAAAAAUAUUCUUUUCACUAAAGAGUACUAAGUUGCUGUUACUUAUUUACAAAUGGUGGUCUCACUGUCAUCAUUUUUCCACUUUCUUUUUUGCUCAUUUUAAAGAAUUGAGUAAAGAAUUCAAAUAUAAAAUCUAUCUGUAAAACUUCUCUAAUGAUUUAUAUUUAAUUAAAGGGAAUGGCCUGAUUGCUUUUUAGGACAAGUUAAUAACCUGCCUGGAAAUGAGCAUUUACUUUGAUUUUUACCCUAAAAGAGUCCAAGUGUGUUCAGUUUUUAGCUGGUGAUAACAUGGUUACAGUGUUGCAAGGUGAUCUUUUCCACUGAAAAAUCUGCCUAUGCUUUUAAAUAAAAAUCAGACAGAGCUAUUAAACUAAAGCAAAUAUUACUUUCAACAUUAUAAAUUAAACAAGCAAGCAGUCUACUACUGUCAUCAUUUUACCAGAGUGCCCAUUUUGCUGGUCCAUAUUCAUACCUUCCUACCUUGGACAGCUAUGAUUUUAAUAUUUAUUUGUUGCUUCAGCUCAGCUUUAUGAAAUUUUCCUGCUGAAAUGACUUAUUGGGAGUUGUAGAUGGAUUGCAGUUAAUAUUUUAAAAAUUCUCAGUUCAGCUUUUCUUAGCCACUUAAAAAAGAAAGCUGUUUUUGUCAAAAGGUACUCUUAAUUGUAGUAAAUAACUUAAGGUCUGGAUUUUUAAGAUUUUAUUUCUGUGAUUGCUAAAGAUGUUUUCACUGGUGAUAGGUUCUAAUUGAUAAGUCGUACUAGCUAUAAUGUUAAUGAAGAAUAAGAGACUGCCACCACCAGGAAUAAGUAACACUUUUUGGUAAUAAAUGUGCUCCCAAUAGGUAAGUUUUCAAUACUGCACUGAACAAAGUGAAUAAAGAGCCCUUUAAAAUCCUGCUGUGAUGAAGGGGUUUUCCUCACCACUGGAAUCCUUGUUUUCAGAGCCUCUAGAUUUUUAGCCAAACACUGAAUUUCCCCUAAACUUUAUCCCUUAGCAAAACAUUUCUAGAGCAACAACCUUUAUUUUCACAAGAAAAUAAGGCGCAAUAACCCGAGGGGGAGGACUUAAACCUCAAGACAGUAUUCUGUCCAAAAAUGUGUCUAGAAAAACAAAAUCCUGUGGAGUUUGCAGUCCUAAUGUAUAUUAUAUACUAAAUAAGGUGACUUCUUUUCUUAUAUUGAGGUCUCACUGUUUCUGGUUGGUUUUCUUUUGUUUGUUUUUGUUUUUUAAACCCCUGGCAGACAGAGCUCACAAGUCUUUGGCAUCCAAUUUAGGUUGUACACUCAGAGUCAUCUUAUAACUGGAAACUGUCAGGUGGUCCCCUGUCCCCACCCCCAGUAAGUGUAUGAAAGGGUCAAGAAAACGAUGGAAACAAACUAUUGGGUGGAUAAUUGGUUGCCUGAUUUUUUUGGGGGGGGGGGUGAUUUUUUAAAAUCCCCAUUUUAUUAGUGUAAUCGCUCUCCAUUGAGUGGCUACCUUUCUCAGAAUAAUAUCUGAACCACCCUGUAAAAUAGUCCUCUGAUUUAAAGGCAUUUAAAGCUUUUGCUUAUCAGUUUUACAUCCUCUGUUCAACAAAAAUACUGUCCUGAGAGUUAUUUUUUCCAGAUUUAUUGUCUAAAUUUUCAUAUUUCUCCCCCUUUUAUCCUUUCUCCUCUUCCCACCUUCUGGGAAUGAGAGGAACUUGAGAAAAACAUUAUUUUUCACUUUAUUUUUUAGUCUAUGGGCCUCAUUAUCUUAUUUAUGAUGAAUCUGUGCCUCUGGAACAAAAGCAAUGGAAAAAGUAAAUUACGGUAAUGAACAAAAACCUUUCACCCACGUAAACAUUUUCCAGUUGUGAGAUUCCUCUUCCUGUGUGGUCUUCUCCCCUUGUUCCCCUGCCACCCUUUUCCCCUGACUACGGUCAAUUUGGUCUUUAGGCUCAUACCAGUCUCCCCGAGACAUUCUGCAGUCAUUAUCACCUUUUUGGGUGGAUUUUAUUUUGUUUUAUUUUGUUUGUUUUUUAAGAAAAUAACUUUUUAACAUUGAUGCAUAUUUGCUUGGGAUAGAGCUUGUGUAAUUUACCAAUCGUAUUGAUUGUAUGUGAUUGUGCCCUGCAGAGGUAUAUUUAACAAGGCAAAAAUAAUUUAGGUUAAUAAAGGAGCCCAUGAGAUUUGAGUCAGGUUAUAAGUGACUUUAUGAAAUCACUUACAGUUUUGGAUAGUGAGAAUUCAUAUCUCCUGUUCUUAUAAAUCAGUGCUAGAAAAAAUACCAUUUUUUUAAAAAGUUUUCUUGUAUUCUGCUUUUUUUAAUUGCCUCAGCUCCCUGUUCUUUCUUGUCUGCCUCCACUCACCUGCUCAGAAAUAAAAAAUAUUGAGCCGUAAAGUGACACUAAUUUUUAAUUUGCUGAAUUUUGUGAAAUUUUACUUUUCCCAAGUGUUUCCAACUUAAAAAAAAAAAAUAAUAAAGACAUAGAUAAUGGGUUGGAAUCUCACAAGCUGUGAAUAAUACCUUAGCAUCUGGCAAGCUGUGAAAUCUUAUUUGAAGACUUUAUCUCGUGACAGUACUUUUGGAAUAGGAGAAAUAACCCUGUUUGAAUUGGACCGUUUUCCUGUCCUUUUAAAUCUGUUCAAUAUUUCCAGUUUUAAAGCAGUCUUCAAAACAAGUGAGGUGGAAAAGAAAUAAUAGUAGGACAGUUUUUAGGGCAGCAGAACUCUGGCUCUGAAUAAGUACAUGUUCCACUUGUUGCAGAUUCUUGAGAGGAUUAGGGCCAUCUUUUUCAAUUUUGUAUUAUUUGUGUGCAUGUUGUUUAUGUCAGAGAUGCCACAUUUUGUUAAAAUGCUAUUUCUUUUCUCUGUUACCUUGGAAACUGACUCAACCUCAUGUUGCUCCUAUUUAGUGUUUAAGGCUCCCAUGAGUUGCAGAUAAAAGGAUUUAUUUUAACAAGUAGAAGGAGGUGAUUCACCUUUUGGAUUGUAAAUAUAUGAAAGUGUCUACAAGGUCUUUAUCUGCUUUCUGUCAGCAUUUAUAUUAAAUGAUAAAUU
Cynocephalus volans (Philippine flying lemur) is the source of this 11206-nucleotide messenger RNA. RefSeq names its product ring finger and CCCH-type domains 1 (gene RC3H1). Gene Ontology annotation, biological process: ubiquitin-dependent protein catabolic process; protein polyubiquitination; nuclear-transcribed mRNA catabolic process, deadenylation-dependent decay. NCBI's taxonomy places the organism in Eukaryota, Metazoa, Chordata, Mammalia, Dermoptera, Cynocephalidae. Bases 424 to 3825 code for a protein of 1133 amino acids. Gene Ontology annotation, cellular component: cytoplasmic stress granule. The record is from RefSeq and is a predicted model, not a curated record. Gene Ontology annotation, molecular function: ubiquitin protein ligase activity; metal ion binding; double-stranded RNA binding. The transcript has 20 exons.